Molecule: messenger RNA, 1400 nt
Organism: Laetiporus sulphureus 93-53
Lineage: Eukaryota; Fungi; Basidiomycota; Agaricomycetes; Polyporales; Laetiporaceae
Exons: 4
Coding region: 317-931 (204 amino acids)
Biological process (GO): mitochondrial translation
Cellular component (GO): ribosome; mitochondrial small ribosomal subunit
Molecular function (GO): small ribosomal subunit rRNA binding; structural constituent of ribosome
Source: RefSeq, a predicted model, not a curated record
CCCGCCGCGGACUGUCCGCGCACUGAGUCAGCGCCGUCUGCAUUCCAACGCACUCCCCGGGGUCCGCGCGCUGGGAGAAACCUGUAUCCACCGCCCUCGCUGCAGACCUCGGCAGACAUCCUCUCCUCCCCGCAUAUUCGGGACCAACAUUGCCAUCGACUUCUUCCCUGACGUCCGCUGCGAUAACGAGCAGUACAUCCGCAUCCCACGCGUGGUCACCUGCCCUGCAUUCCGUCCUUCUGAUACACUCGGAAGCCUUGCCCUCAUCAUUGCGAACAACUCACUGCGGACCCUGACCCUAGUUUUAAACGAUCAAAUGUUCUCUCUUACCAAUUCCAUACGCGCUGCCGUCCGCCAAUGUCAGGCUCCUUCGCGUUGGAGGAGCCCUGUCAUAACUAUCGCAAGUCGGCUAAAUUCUACGUCUGUUGCUGGCGAGUCUCUCGGUGAAUUGUCAGAACUCCUCGCGAAGGAGGGCAACGCGCCCAGCGUCCGAGAUCAAGAACUGUUGGACCCGGUCAUCAGAGGGAAUCCAAACCUCAAGGGUUUCCGGUCGGGCAGGUUCGUCAAGCCCGCCUCGUUCACGUACAAUCAACGCGUCAGGAAGCAACGUAUGGCCAAGCGGCCGCUCCUCGGUCCAGAUGCUCGCGAAUCUCGCGAACUCGACGUCUUUUACCAGCUCGAGCUCGACCCACUCGACGAGUGUAUGAACACGUCCCUCCUCUCAGAAUUUGUCACCGAGAUGGGCAAGAUCAAGCGCCGUUCAGAGACCAAGCUUACCUGGCGAAAUCAGCGCCGUGUUGGCAAGGCGAUCCGGCGCGCAAAGAUGAUGGGUCUCAUCCCUAUCUUAAGCCGGCGGCCGCUCAGCACGAUCAACGAGGGACACUAUUACAGGCGUGCGGCGAAUUUUAAAAGGACUGGGUAUUUGGCAUGAUCCUGCAUCUUUCGGCGUAUUUGGCACGUAGAAUUUUGAUGUUAUGUCGAGGGUCCGCGAAAAACCGGACGCAAUGGCAGCCGUCCUCUGAAACCCCAUCUACGCAAGGGAUGAUCGCAGUGGUGCCCGUGCGGUUGUUGGAGGAAGGGCUGUGGUUCUUGAAACACUGGCUGGAGAACCACGUACUGAUCACUGCAUGUUCUUCGCUGAUACGGUUGCUUGCGAACUUGAUGCUCGGCGCCUUGCACAAUCUGAGUGACUAUGGCAAUGACAGUUCCUCUGGCUCUCGCACGCCAGGGCUGGUUCCCUGCACACCAGUAGCAAGGACCAAAAGCCAGUCCUACAACUUGGUACGUCCCCAUUGUAUUCAAACCGCCACAAGAUGACGCGUGCCCCGGACGCCUCGUGAACUGGACAAGUCCACCGUACUUGUGCCUAAGGUGGUCCAAGGCAACGGGCGAUCCCACCU